AUUUGAUCUUUAAUGCUAUUUAUGUUUUCUAUGUGAUGCUGAAAUUGUGGCCCAAACUCAAGGUUGCAUAAUUUAAAAUUGUAGAUAGAUAUAUAGAUUAUAUUACUUCACAUAAUUAGUGACAAGCUGACGUCAUGUUAAACGUUUGCCCAUAAACUGACUAGUGUGUACAACCACUAACCCUUACGUAACACCACACAAAUAUUUGCUAGUGUGUUGACGUCAACAUUUUUUUUCCCGGGAACAACAGAACGCUUUGAUCUUUUCCUGACUCAUUCGAGCUUCUGUGCUCCCACACGUACACCAACUCACAUGCUGCAUGUUUUCAUCUCACGAAUAAUAUUAGUUUUCCUUGUGGGUGGAAUUCUUCUGCAUAACUUUUUUUUUUUGUCGUUGUUCUUGAAAAUGUCUAUUUCACCUGCAGGUGGACAAUCGACCCAAAUACUAUGGAAGAGAGCUUGUGUUGUGUCCAGGUAUCACGGGAUGAUUUCCAGAGAGGAGGCCGACCAACUUCUGAGUCAGGCCGAAGGCAGCUACCUCAUCCGAGAGAGUCAGAGACAGCCGGGCACAUAUACACUUGCGCUGAGGUUUGGUAGCCAGACAAGAAACUUCCGUCUUUACCAUGAUGGAAAGCACUUUGUAGGAGAGAAGAGGUUCGAGUCCAUCCAUGAUCUGGUCACAGAUGGCCUCAUCACUCUUUAUAUUGAAACAAAGGCAGCGGAGUACAUUGCCAAGAUGACUAUUAACCCUAUCUAUGAGCACGUGGGCUACACUACAUUGAACCAGGAGACCACUCUGAAGAAACACUUGGUACAUAGCAUGGACGCCAUUGAUGGCCCAGCUCCCAUCAAAGAUGAUCGCAACACUGAGGAGCGGCUCACAUCGCUAGUGCGUCGAGCCACACUGAGGGAGAGUGACAUGGUGCCCAAAUACGAGAAGGUUCACAACUUUAAGGUUCAUACAUUUCGUGGCCCUCACUGGUGUGAGUACUGCGCCAACUUCAUGUGGGGACUCAUUGCUCAAGGAGUCAAGUGCGCAGACUGCGGGUUGAACGUCCACAAGCAGUGCUCAAAGGUCGUGCCAAAUGACUGCCAGCCAGACCUGCGUCAUGUCAAAAAGGUGUACAGCUGCGACCUGACCACACUGGUCAAAGCGCACAACACCAAAAGACCUAUGGUUGUCGACAUGUGCAUUCAGGAAAUUGAAGCCAGAGGUCUGCAGUCGGAGGGUUUGUAUAGAAUAUCUGGUUUCAGCGAGCUGGUUGAAGACGUCAAACUAGCGUUUGAUAGAGAUGGUGAGAGGGCAGAUAUCUCGUCAAGCGUAUAUGAGGACAUAAACAUCAUCACUGGCGCACUCAAGCUGUAUUUUAGAGAGCUGCCAAUUCCCCUCAUCACAUACGACGCCUACCCACGUUUCAUAGAGUCUGCAAAGAUCUCUGACACAGAAAAGCGUCUGGAAUCCCUCCACGAUGCCCUGAAGCUACUGCCGCCGGCUCACUGCGAGUCACUGCGGUACCUCAUGGCUCACCUUAAGAGGGUGACCCAGUGUGAGAAAGAGAACCUCAUGUCCAGUGAAAACCUGGGAAUCGUGUUUGGGCCCACGCUGAUGAGAUCACCUGACCUCGAUGCUAUGACGGCACUCAAUGACAUUCGCUACCAAAGGCUGGUGGUUGAAACGCUCAUUACCAAUGAGGACGUGUUGUUCUGAGAGGCGGCGGGCAAAAAAAAAAAAAAAAAAAGAGGGAGCCUGUUUUUGUCUGUGGAUUUGCCCAGAACCAAAGUGAAAUUUGAGAAGACACUUAAAAAUGCUAACACUGAGCCAUAUAGUGUCAGAGCAGUCAAGAAAAUGCUGUAUUUCCAUUCUUGUUCAUUGAGCUUUGUCACAAUGAGCUGGCAGCUUGCCAUCAUGAGCCAAAAUUAACUGAAAUAUUGCAGCAAGGCUUUUAUGGUAACCACAACAACCACAUACUCCCUCAAUUUCCGAUUUAGUGAUUGUAUUUUGCUAAAAGUGAGCAUUACUAAUUUCACAGAGCGAUAUCACGUAAUCGUAACAUGAAGGAUUGUGUUCACAGAGUUCAAUUAAAAGAAAUACAGUAGUGCCAUUUAAAAAAGAGGGGAAAUGAAGUCCAUAUUCGUUUUGUUUGUCCUGCUAUUUAUUAGUUAUUGCAUACAAUAGGAGUGAGUUCCACCCCAUUUCUGUCGGGGGAAGGGGACAAUGAACAACUUUUACUUGAACUUUUUCAUGAAGUAAAACAUUUAAGGUUGUGAAAAAAUCUAAUCACCCAUUGCUGCUGGACUGCCUAAAAAUGUGGAGAUGUGACAUACAGUAACAUCAUUUUCUAACAAAUGAAGUUUGUUUUGGUUUUGGUGUGAAUUGAAAAUAUACGUGGUUUUUGAUUCCAUCAUUGACUAACUACCGCCAUCUGCUGAAACCGAACCACUUAUGAGCCUUUUGUAUCUGUGACACUUCAAUGUUUUUUUUUUUUUACAUUGUCAUGUUGAUGUAAACAAUUUUCUGUAUAGUCUGCAUGGGGAAAUUAAAUUAUUCCAAAUUGUCAUGA
Corythoichthys intestinalis (scribbled pipefish) is the source of this 2560-nucleotide messenger RNA. Its product is annotated as N-chimaerin. NCBI's taxonomy places the organism in Eukaryota, Metazoa, Chordata, Actinopteri, Syngnathiformes, Syngnathidae. Gene Ontology annotation, biological process: regulation of small GTPase mediated signal transduction; signal transduction; positive regulation of GTPase activity. Bases 313 to 1707 code for a protein of 464 amino acids. Gene Ontology annotation, molecular function: GTPase activator activity. The record is from RefSeq and is a predicted model, not a curated record. The transcript is spliced from 11 exons.